Salpingoeca rosetta is the source of this 4735-nucleotide messenger RNA. RefSeq lists its product as uncharacterized. NCBI's taxonomy places the organism in Eukaryota, Choanoflagellata, Craspedida, Salpingoecidae. Gene Ontology annotation, cellular component: SWI/SNF complex; nucleus. The record is from RefSeq and is a predicted model, not a curated record. The coding region runs from base 1 to 4635 and encodes 1544 amino acids. Gene Ontology annotation, molecular function: transcription coregulator activity. Gene Ontology annotation, biological process: regulation of transcription by RNA polymerase II. The transcript is spliced from 13 exons.
AUGACGGCUGCUCGUCGCAAGCAGCAAUUUCAGAUGCCUAUCAAGGACGCCUAUGCCACCCUUCGUUCAAACGCGUUCACGGGAGCAGCAGAGGAGCUGCGCACCCUCCGUCGGACAUUGGCCAAACUCGCCGUCUUCUAUGGUGUCGAGCACAGCAAGGCGUCGGUCAUCUCAGGGGAUAAAGUGGCUGUGUCGUGCGCACACGAGGGCUGUGCGUUCCGCGUUGAGAGCCAGAGCAGUGGCCAAGAGGGUGGCGAACAGCAACCGGACAAGGAGCCGCUGCUGCGCGUACAAGCACACACGUGCGACGAUGCCACGUGUCAUAUCAGCCCGGCAACACUUGCCCUUUUCAACCCGUUUGUGGAUGGCGAUCUUCGCGUCAUCCAACGCAAGGUGGACACCACAUAUGGGUUUGCGUUCACAUUGGUGGAGGCAGCGGAGUAUCAGCGCCAUGCACUGCAUGAGCGGGCUGCCCGCUCCACUGAGCAACCCAGCGGCAAAGAUGACCUCACCACCACCAGCACCAGCACCACCAGCACCGACACAAAGUUGCCAGGUCAGCACGCACAGGCCAUCAUCCUGCUCCCCUCGUACAUCACCCCGGUCGUCACCAACGACAGGCCGCAUACCAGGGUCGCUGCCGUCGUCCAAAUCGUCGUCAUCGCCGUCACGGUCGCCAUCGCGAACAGCAGCAUCGAAUGUGGCGGCUUCACCGGCUCCAACACGGCCACUCAAGCACCCAAACAGCAGCAGCAGCAACAACAACAGUCGUCGACGUCACGUAUUGAUGCGUUUCACCACUUCAAGUGCGAGAUGCUUUCGCGCGUGUCACCACGCAUGCUCAUUCUCCGCACUGCCAUGCUCCAGCCAGGCCGCCACCUCCUCAUGCUGUGCCAGGUUGCCGCUGACGCGCUUCCGUUCAUCGUCGCACACGCUGUCGCCACCGACACAGCGCAUGACACGUGUCUUGACUUUUGCACCCUCGCUUGCAAAGCCAUGCCUCACCUCACCGAUCCAAACAACAUGUUCACGUGCGUGUGUGAGGACAACUGGAGAGAUAGUUCAGCGCGCGCUGCGCUCCACUCCACCCCAUGGUGCACUGUACCAGAGUCCCACUACGUCAACAUGCCCUGGGCUAAACGCGAGGCGCUCGAGGCAACAGCAAGAGCACUCAUGCGCCGGGAGUCUGCCACGUUUCCAGUCGCAUUUGCGCAACUUGUGCGCUUCCUCAACGAAUAUGUCGACUCUACUGCAGGGCUGGACAAGAGAGAGCAGUUUGCCUGCAUCGGGCGACUGCAGUGGAUAUCCACGCGCCUGUUGUCGUCCAUUGAUGCCGUUGCAUCCGCAGCAACAACAGCGUGGCUCAGCUGUGAUACUGACGGUGACGGCCACCACGUUGAUGCUGGUGGCAGCCGUGCUGGUGGUGAUGAUGGUGGCGGUGAUAGUGGAGGCAGCGGCAAUGGUGGUGGGUAUGCGCGGGCAUGCGCGAGUGUGCAGGAUGUGAUGUACGCGUGGAUGGGAGCGAGGAAACGUCGAAUUGUGGAGGCGGAGAUGGCGCGACGAAGACGAGGCGCGAGCACACCCCGCCACGAACUCGCGAGCCUACAUGCAUUGCAGCACCAGCAGCAGCAGCAACAGCAGCAGCAGCAACAGCAAGAUGAUGAUGAUGAUGACCGCACUACCUGCUCUGGUUCACUGGCAGCACUGCCGGCCCUCCGUGAAUUGGUUGCACCAGCACUUGAUCACAUCCACCUGCAACAAUACUGGGCAAGAUACCUUUCGCUUCGUGUUGACAGCAAAGGCACCUGCACGUUCACAUACAACGAAUUGGUGCACACAAUGCGUGGUGGCACCUGCACGUGCUGCUUCGCCACGCUGCAGCCUGGGCUGCCAUGCGCCCACGUUUUGAAACGUCACGGCGCAAACGCGCGUGUCCAUGCCGUCUUCACCCAGGCCGCGCUGGUGGUGUCAUGGACCACCAUGGACCUCGGUGAACCCGCGCCGCACGCCAGCACCGCUGCUCCUGUCACAACUGCUGGUCUUUCACAAGGAUGUUCUCAGCGACGCGCCACCACCACACAGGCACUGCCAGCAGCACAUUCCCCACCAGGCACAACGGCGAUGGCUUUGGAUGCGCGUCUGGAUGCGACUGCGGAUACACGCGCGAGCAAACCUAUGAAUGGCACAGGUGUCAAGACUGCCACAUCGCCACAUCCAACAGGAACGACAACAAGAGCAACAACAACAACACCAGCAGCAGCAGCAACAGCGACAACAGCAACGACAGCGACUACAACGACCAAGCCAAUGGCAAUGGCACCAGUGAAACCAGCAGCAGCAACAACAACAACAACAACAGCAGCAGCAGCAACAACAACAACAACAACAACAACAACAACAACGACAGCGACAACAGCAACAACAGCAACAACAACAACAACAACAGCAACGACAGCGACUACAACGACCAAGCCAAUGGCAAUGGCACCAGUGAAACCAGCAGCAGCUUUUGAGCCAUCAGGCAGUGCCGGCCGAUGGGUUUUGUUGUUGUUGUUGUUGUUGUUGUUGUUGUUGUUGUUGUUGUUGUUGUUGUUGUUGUUGUUGUUGUUGUUGUUGUUGUUGUUGUUGUUGUUGUUGUUGUUGUUGUUGUUGUUGUUGUUGUUGUUCCGACUGCAAGGCAGCGGGCUGAUUGGACUGUGUGAUCCACAACAACCUGCCAAACCGUCAUAUUGGAAGAUCCAUACGCCUUCGGGGACAGGCGAGGACUGGGUUGUGUCGGCGGCGCUUGACGCGAUUGCGGCCGCGGGCCAGGGGGCGAGCAGUGCCAUCGUGUGCAUGGCGUGUGUUGCGCUGCUGGCUGUUGGUGUGCACCCAAGCGACCUUGGCUGCAUCACGCUUCCGCCACCAGACACGCUGCGUGAGUGGCUGCUGUAUGUACUUGCGGAAGGCACAUGCGAGAGCCCAGGGGCGCUUCUGCUGGACUUGAUUCCGUCAGCAACACGCGUACCCAUGCGAUGUGCCGCACUGUUGCAGCGGCAGCGAGACACGCUGUUCAACAAGGACAAUGCUGAUGGCGAUGAUGAUGAUGAUGAUGAUGGUGAUGAUGGCGAAGGUGAUGGUGGCCUUGUGCUUGAGCCUCGCAGGCUGGCCAGGCAAGACUGCACGUCACUGCAUCAGCAACACAUGCAGCCACAGCAGCAAAUGCCGGAGGGCAAGAAAGAACCACAUGCGUGGUUUGGGAACAACCUGAGCGGUGGAAGAAGAAGUGGUUACGGUGCUGGUUCACAUGGCAGUGGACAAGGGGAUGCGAUGAGCUCAGAGCUGACCCGUCAAGCGAACACGUGCGAUGGUGAGGACAUCGGCGGGAUCGGGUGGGGAGAGCAUGUGACGAAACGGCACAAGGCAGAAACGCCAACCAUGACAAUGGCGGCCGGCGCACCGCCUACAUCACUGCCGCCUACAUCACAGCCGCCUACAUCAGCUUCAUCAUCAGCAUUAUGCCAGCGGGUGCCGUCGCAGCGUGUCCACCAAAGUGCGCACAACAAUGUGUAUCUUCCAUCUACGCUGGAGGGAGAGCCGACACCCUACUUGCCGCCAAAAGGCAGUCAUGUCACCGGCAGCGACCACACUGGCAACGCCAAUUACGAUGGUGAAACUGAAACGGAUGAUGAUGACGACGAUGAUGAUGAUGAUGAUGAUGAUGAUGAUGAUGAUGAUGAUGAUGAUGAUGAUGAUGAUGAUGAUGAUGAUGAUGAUGAUGAUGAUGAUGAUGAUGAUGAUGAUGAAGCCGAUAGUGACCGUGGUGACGGCAGGCUGGACCCUAGGGGCCACGAGGAUGUCGCAAAUGACAGCGACAACGACAACAUCGACGACGGCAGCGGUGGUGAUUGUGAUGCGCGACUGAUUCAGUGCCCCGUUGCUGUCUAUCCCGCAAACUGCGCGCAACAACAUUGCUGCACCGCGCGGAAGACAGCACCUCCAUUAGGCCUGUUGCGUGUGAGGCCGUGGGCCGUGCAGUACCAGCAAUUACAAGUCUGGCAGCAGCGGCACCUUGCCUGCAGGCAACGCCUCCUGCGCCGUCGAUGUCAACAGCAUCAAGGACUGCAGCCAUGGCAACUGCGACUGCAACAACGCACACCACACGCAUGUCACAUGCAAGGACAACCUUCGCUGGUGCCACCAUCACAACAACAACAACAACAACAACAACAACAACAACAACAACAACAACAACAACAACAACAACAACAGACAACAACAACAACAACAACAACAACAACAACAACAACAACAACAACAACAACAACAACAACAACAACAACAACAACAACAACAACCAAAGUACCAAUCUGUUGCUGGGCCACACUUGUCAGUGCCACAGCAGCCUCUGUUCCCAGUGCGACAAACAGACGCCAUGCAAACGAGCUGCAACAACAACCAAUUGUUAUCAAUUGCGCCGUUCCCGCCUGCACCCCUUCCAGGCAGCCACACCAGCUUGCAUUUCAGCGCCUUCCAUUGCAGCAGCACCACCAACAACAAACAUGGGCUCGUGACACAUCCCAUCAAGAUGCCGUGCUGUUUCCUCUACCGCAAGCGACAGCAGUUGUACAGCGCAAUCCGCACACGUACUCGUAAACGCGUGUGACUCUUAUUUCUCUGUUCUCUGAAGGUUUCCAACCUCUGCUUGUUCGUUGUUUGAUUCACUGUUCUCGUUUGCUUGUUUGGUCAGUUGGUU